Messenger RNA from Pyricularia grisea, 2830 nucleotides. RefSeq names its product actin. The coding region runs from base 372 to 1499 and encodes 375 amino acids. The record is from RefSeq and is a predicted model, not a curated record. Lineage: Eukaryota; Fungi; Ascomycota; Sordariomycetes; Magnaporthales; Pyriculariaceae. The transcript has 8 exons.
GGGCAAUGAGAGGCGAGCGAUUCGGCUCUCUAGCAAGGCCAGGCAGACAGCCCUCUGACCAAUGGAACCCCGUAAACCGGCCAGCACGGACACCCUUCAGUCAGUCCAAUGUGACAUCCUCUCCUUCCGCCCCCCGGCGCCCACAUCCACACAGACCAGCCGGCUCAACCAAAUUGACAAGAGGCCAACCUCGCCCUCUAAAAUCUACUACGUUCCCAUUCAAAUCUGUCGUCUGACAACAAUCUCUGCUCUACAUCUUCAGAAGCAUCAUUGCUCCGGGAACUGCGCGUCCAUUCGACCGACUGCCCUUGUUUUAUUUGUCUUUCCUGAGUAAUUUCUUCUCGAAAAAAAUACACAUUUAAACCGUCAAGAUGGAAGAGGAGGUUGCCGCUCUCGUCAUCGACAAUGGUUCGGGUAUGUGCAAGGCCGGUUUCGCCGGUGAUGAUGCUCCCCGCGCCGUCUUCCCGUCCAUUGUCGGUCGCCCUCGUCACCAUGGUAUCAUGAUUGGUAUGGGCCAGAAGGACUCGUACGUUGGUGAUGAGGCCCAGUCGAAGCGUGGUAUCCUCACUCUGCGGUACCCCAUCGAGCACGGUGUCGUUACCAACUGGGACGACAUGGAGAAGAUCUGGCACCACACCUUCUACAACGAGCUGCGUGUGGCUCCCGAGGAGCACCCCGUUCUGUUGACGGAGGCUCCCAUCAACCCCAAGUCCAACCGAGAGAAGAUGACGCAGAUCGUCUUCGAGACCUUCAACGCCCCCGCCUUCUACGUCUCCAUCCAGGCCGUUCUGUCGCUUUACGCUUCGGGUCGUACCACUGGUAUCGUGCUGGACUCCGGUGAUGGUGUCACCCACGUUGUCCCCAUCUACGAGGGUUUCUCCCUGCCCCACGCUAUUGCCCGUGUCGACAUGGCCGGUCGUGACUUGACCGACUACCUGAUGAAGAUCUUGGCCGAGCGCGGUUACACCUUCUCCACCACCGCCGAGCGAGAAAUCGUCCGUGACAUCAAGGAGAAGCUCUGCUACGUCGCUCUUGACUUUGAGCAGGAGAUCCAGACUGCUGCCCAGAGCUCCAGCUUGGAGAAGUCUUACGAGCUUCCUGACGGCCAGGUCAUCACCAUCGGCAACGAGCGCUUCCGUGCCCCUGAGGCUCUGUUUUCGCCUUCAGUCCUGGGUCUUGAGAGCGGUGGUAUCCACGUCACCACUUUCAACUCGAUCAUGAAGUGUGAUGUCGACGUCCGAAAGGACCUGUACAACAACAUUGUCAUGUCUGGUGGUACCACCAUGUACCCUGGUCUCUCGGACCGUAUGCAGAAGGAGAUCACUGCCUUGGCGCCAUCGUCGAUGAAGGUCAAGAUCAUUGCUCCCCCCGAGCGCAAGUACUCCGUCUGGAUCGGUGGUUCCAUUCUCGCCUCUCUCUCGACCUUCCAGCAGAUGUGGAUCUCGAAGCAGGAGUACGACGAGAGCGGACCUUCCAUUGUGCACCGCAAGUGCUUCUAAGCGCAUAAUCGUAGCCACCGUUCUCUCAAGUUUCCGACCAACUCGCAGCAAUAUCGGCGACGAGAUAGACCAAGAUGCUGGGCUACUCGCGACUUUGAGAGGUCCUUGUCUUCGAAAAUUUUUGGUCACGAUGUUUGUGGGUUGGGGGAGGCAUCUCUUACACUGCAGGAAAAAGUACGAUGGCAUUUGUCCUUAAGUAGUUCGGCGUCGUCGCACGGAGAAACCGGGCAGGCGGACCACGUAUUCGGGAGGUUGAUGAUACAAUUUAGCUCUGUUACCCUUCUUAAAGUUGAUGAUUUCACGUUACUUUCACGGCCGUAUUGACUUGGUCGACACCAGUGGAUCAGGCGUCAGGUGCUGUUCUACAUAAUUGUAAUGCCAUCGCUUUGCCGGAGUUGCUAGAUUUGCAAUAAAUCAGUCCUUAGGCUUGUCCGUGUCCUCUUUUUCGAGAUUCGUGACAGAAUCCUCUGCUACGGCAUCUACUUUAUCGUUGGCCUCUUUAUUCUUCUCCUCGAGCUUCCUGUACUUGCGCGCGCUCUUUUUGGCAGCACUGGCCCUCUUCUUCACCUUGUGCGCACCCACAAUAGCGGAUCGACUCUGGUCACCAUUGUUCAGGUCAUCUAGCCUCGUAGCCAGAAUUUGCCUGGCUAUCUUUCUGUUUUGAUCCCGGGAGCGGGUUUCCUGGCAUUUGACGACGAUACCGGUUGGUAUGUGCCUCAGUUGGACGGCAGAGUUCGUCUUGUUAAUCUUUUGUCCUCCCGGCCCGCUACCCUUCAGGAAAGCCUCUUCAAUUUCGGUCUCUGGGGGUGGUUUGGGCCGUGAGGGCAUCUGUUUCAGGGAUAACCAUGACGUAGUGAAAGUUCGACUCUGUGGUAUGGGACAUGAGGCUCCCAAUUGAACGCUGUUAUGGCACAGAGCUCCAAUGCCCUGAGAGAAAGACACAGCCUGCCGGCAUCUCCCAAAGAUGUUGCCCAUCAAGUGCCUUGCUGAUCUUGACAUGAUGUCCAGGGAGCACAUCCCAUGACCCAGGAAGAAAAGGGUCGGGCACUCGUUGAUCAACAAUUCCCGUAGAGACUGUGGAUUUGGUCGGGGCGGCAAUAUGUGGUGAUGCGAAGUUCGCAAACACUUUCCAGUACGUCCCGAGCCAUGCGGUCGCGACUGGGCGGACAACAGACGGGCGUGAUUUAAUAUGGGGCCGCUUCCCGGCGACUGCGACGGCAGACCCACUGAACUUUCUGGGAACAACCAAUCGAAGCCCGGAAAUUCAAAAGGGUAGGAUGACCCAAGGCCUGCUCGCAGCUUAUUUUACCACCCCCCUGUUCUACUACCAU